GUCCUGAUCUCGGAAUGUCUUGCUUGGGAUCGGGCCUGCGGGCUCUGUCGUACCGCUCCAUCAGGAUCCCGCAGCCUCAUAGAAGCCCGCUCGCUGCCAGGCUCUGGACCCGCAGCUCCCUGUGGCAUGCCUCAUCGCCUCUGCAGCCGCAGGGUCCUGGCUUAUCAAAGCAACCUGAUCUGCAGCACCACGCCCAAGAUCUUGAGCCAACAUCGGCACCCACCGGCCCCGAACUCCAAGCCCCGCCAAGCAAACUUGCGAUUCCCGAACCAGCCUCUUCUGCAAGCGAUUCCCAACCACCGACCAAGAGCCUGGACGCUGUCGUCCGAACAGCUCGAGCCCGGGUUGACCAGGCCUUGGAAGCCCUCAAGAACGACACCUUGCCUAAACUCACUCGACACAUCAACAGCCUCACCGGCUACGCCGAGGUCGAGCAAAGGAAGAAGCUUGUUCUGGAAAAGGAGCAAAUCGUCGGCCAGCGGCGGCAAGAGAUGGAGGAGACGAAGCGGGUCUAUGAAUCGACCGUCGACGAGCACGAACGAUGCCAGCAGGAGAUUAUAUCGUUGCAGCAGCGCAAGGACUCUUGGCAAGAUGACGAUAUCACUCGGGUGACUUUUCUCUAUCGGAAAGACAAGAGCCUUGAGCAAGCCGAGGCUGCAGCCAAAGAGGCCCACCACCUCGCCACCGAGGCCUUCGAGCGUGCCCAGAUCGACUAUCUCGGUGAGAUCCGCGAGCGAUAUGUCGAGGAACAGCUGUAUUCGGAUAAGAUUCGCCAGACAAGCAAUUGGUGGACAAUGGGCUUGAUAUCGCUCCACAUUACGCUGUUUGUCCUGGUUCAGCUUGUCGUCGAGCCUCGAAAGCGGCGUCGAUUCCAGGACGAUCUGCUGGUUCUCAUCGAGAACAAGGCCGAGCGGGACCGCCAAGCACUGGAAACGCAAGUGCUCGAACACCUGCGGCUCAUGAGUGCAACCAGCCCGGUGGAUAUUGGAUCGACAAACACCGUCGACUUGCCACCCACGACGGUCACAGAGGCCGAGAAUCCCGUGAACCAGAUCCAAGAGAUCGGUGCCAGAGAGCCGGCCGCUCUCCUGGAUCGCAUCCAGACUUUCACAGAAGCAGGACCAACGCAGCACGCUUGGCUGCAGGGCCUUGCAGUUGGCAUACUGUGUACCAGCGCCGUGUUUGGCAUCGUCAGUAGAUAGUGAUUAAUUGUGCAAACUGCAAAUCUGCAGCGUGCAUUCGCUCCUCGGCGACUCAUUACUUUGGCACAGCUUGCAUAUACAACUCUUCCAUGGCACCCGUGAUUUCCGAUUUGUUCAUUGUGCAAUUGAGUGGCACACAUCAGUGCCAAUAUGUUCAUCAACG
Messenger RNA from Polychytrium aggregatum, 1365 nucleotides. RefSeq names its product Mdm33 family-domain-containing protein. Lineage: Eukaryota; Fungi; Chytridiomycota; Chytridiomycetes; Polychytriales. The transcript is spliced from 4 exons. The annotation marks the transcript as partial. The record is from RefSeq and is a predicted model, not a curated record.